AAUCUGGUCACACCAGUAAGUUCACGAGGAAACCAAAAUCAAUUUUUAUUGCAAAGAAAAAGCGAGUGAUUUUUCCGUUAAAGCUCAAUUAAAUGCCAGUGCAAACUGCAUUUUCCGCCGUCUGUCCGUCCUAACAUCCGUGGGUGUGCUGCCAAAGGGUUGCGUAUAACGCGAACCCGUGAUUCUCCAACCGUGUGCGUUCCGUCAAAGCCGCAAAAGUGGAUACCGAAACAGUGAAAAUCGAGGAUUUGAUGGACUCUGAUCCUGAAAUCGAGUUCAUCGAAAAGGACAGCGGGAUGUCAUCGUUAGGCGGUAGCAAGGAUGAGACGCCCGAGCGGCGGGCAGUGGCGGCCCCAUCGAAUGAGCCCCAGGGGGAGAACUACGAUGAUGAACCCGACGAGUCGAUGGGCGAGCGGUUCUGGGGUUUGACUGAGAUGUUUCCGGAACCUUUACGCAAGGCGGUGGGUGCCGUUACCAGUGGCACCGUCAAUGGCUGCAAACGGCUGUACUCGUUCUCGUGCAAUGCCAGCUGGAUAUUCUUCACCAGCUCCGUCAUUCUGUUUGCGCCGGUCAUCUUCGAGACGGAACGCGCCCAAAUGGAGGAGUUGCAAAAGUCGCAGCAGAAGCAAGUUUUGCUUGGCCCCAGCAGUGCGAUGGCGCCCGGAUCGUCACCCAGCCUGCCCAUGAUUCGUUAAAUCUACCACAUACGCAUAUAUUAGCUCUACGAGAUACAUCCGACAGCGGAACUCCAGAGACCUUGGGAAUUUUGCCACACGUUUAGCUUAAGUUUGUCAAUACCAACAAAUACAAUCCCAGUCGCAGUAGAAGUUGAAGCCGAGGGUGCCGCGGAUGUCUGCCAGCCAACCACAACAUAGCCCAGCAUUUACGUAUG
Molecule: messenger RNA, 892 nt
Organism: Drosophila serrata
Lineage: Eukaryota; Metazoa; Arthropoda; Insecta; Diptera; Drosophilidae
Gene: mge
Product: translocase of outer mitochondrial membrane 22 homolog mge
Biological process (GO): intracellular protein transport
Cellular component (GO): mitochondrial outer membrane
Source: RefSeq, a predicted model, not a curated record